Molecule: messenger RNA, 3518 nt
Organism: Arabidopsis arenosa
Lineage: Eukaryota; Viridiplantae; Streptophyta; Magnoliopsida; Brassicales; Brassicaceae
Source: the annotation of a GenBank genome assembly
AUAUCAAACGAAAGAAAUCAAUAAACACAAUAUUCUUUCUUUCAAUUUCUCAUUUCUCAUGGGCAAAUCUCAAGAACUCUAUGCCAAUGGUGACCAGAACUUAGAAGCAAACCUUAUAGAUCAUGAGGUCAGUGAAUCAUUAUCGGUACCUCAAACGAAGAACUGUAAAAGGUGGCUUCGUGUCUCCAUUUACGCAAUAUUUGUCAUCUUCUGCCAACCACUUGCUACAAUUCUGGGUAGAUUGUACUAUGAAAAUGGAGGGAACAGCACAUAUGUGGUAACACUGCUUCAACUCAUUGGCUUCCCUGUACUGGUUCUCUUCCGCUUCUUUUCACGAAUCAGACAACCCAAAUCAACAGAUACAAAUUUCAGUCAGUCCCCUUCCUUCACCACCCUUGCAUCGGUUUACUUGUGCACUGGACUGCUAGUGUCUGCUUAUGCUUAUUUGUCUGCAGUUGGGUUGCUCUACUUACCAGUCUCUACUUUCUCCCUCAUCAUGGCCUCACAGUUGGCCUUCACUGCCUUUUUCUCAUAUUUCCUUAACUCGCAAAAGUUCACUCCAUUGAUAGUCAAUUCUUUGUUUCUCCUUACGGUUUCCUCUGCCCUCCUCGUGGUCAACACUGAUUCAGAAAACACAACAAAUGUAUCUAGAGUACAAUAUGUGAUUGGCUUCAUAUGUACCAUCGGUGCUUCCGCUGGGGUUGGAUUGGUGCUAUCUCUGAUACAACUGCUCUUCAGGAAAAUUUUCACGAAGCAUACAUCUUCAGCAGUCCUGGACUUGGCCAAUUAUCAAUCUCUAGUUGCAACUUGUGUUGUACUCAUAGGACUGUUUGCAAGUGGAGAGUGGAAAACUCUGCCAAGUGAGAUGAGAAACUACAAACUGGGGAAAGUGUCAUAUAUCUUGACUUUGGCCUCAGCAGCUAUUUCCUGGCAAGUAUACACUGUUGGUUGUGUGGGAUUAAUCUUCGAGUCAUCUUCUGUGUUCUCCAAUUCCAUAACUGCUGUCGGGUUGCCUAUAGUUCCAGUUGUAGCAGUGAUAGUUUUCCAUGAUAAGAUGGACGCAUCGAAGAUCUUCUCCAUCAUUUUAGCUAUAUGGGGCUUCCUUUCAUUUUUCCUCCUUGUCCAUCUCCAAGGAGGUGAUUCCACAUCCACCAUGACCGCGGAUCAAGAACUACAAGUCAUCGUUCAGCAGGGAAAAGAACCAAAUCCAACAGUUCAAGAUGAAAGAAAUUCGGUCAGUAGCAGCCAAACAGAAGUAUCUCGCUCUGACACGUACAAACGGUGGCUCCGGGUGACUGUCUAUACAUUCUUUGUCAUUUCAGGUCAAACAGUUGCUACAAUUCUGGGCAGAUUAUACUAUGACAACGGAGGAAACAGUAAAUGGCUAGCAACGGUAGUUCAACUUGUUGGCUUUCCUGUUCUACUUCCAUAUUAUCUCUUGUCAAUUAAAACACAUGCAACAACUCAUAGAGAUGGAAAAAGAACCUCACCUAGGAACCGUGUAUUGGUUUACGUAGUGCUUGGACUUCUUGUAGGAGCAGAUUGCUACCUGUACUCCAUCGGACUUCUUUACUUGCCCGUUUCUACAUAUUCUCUGAUCUGUGCAUCUCAGUUAGCCUUCAAUGCUUUCUUCUCUUAUUUUCUCAACUCACAAAAACUAACUCCUAUCAUUUUGAAUUCUCUUUUCCUCCUAACUAUAUCUUCCACCCUACUUGCGUUCAAUAAUGAGGAGUCAAAUUCCACAAAAGUUACAAAAGGAGAGUAUGUCAAAGGUUUCAUAUGCACAGUUGCUGCGUCUGCUGGGUAUGGCCUAGUCUUAUCCCUACAACAGCUAGCCUUCCUUAAAGUCCUAAAGAGGCAAACUUUCAUAGAAGUUAUGGAUAUGAUAAUCUACGUGAGUCUAGUUGCCAGUGGUGUUAGUGUGGUGGGGCUUUUUGCUAGUAGCGAAUGGAAAACUUUGAGCAGUGAAAUGGAAAACUACAAACUUGGGAAGGUAUCCUACAUUAUGAACCUAGUGUGGACAGCUGUUACCUGGCAGGUAUUCUCCAUCGGUGGCACAGGACUGAUCUUCGAGCUUUCCUCUCUAUUCUCAAAUGCAAUAAGCGUUUUAGGACUCCCCGUGGUUCCAAUCCUGGCUGUAAUCAUUUUCCAUGACAAAAUGAAUGGGUUAAAGAACAUCGUUAGUACCUCCUUGUCCAUCUCAGAGGAGGGGGAUUCCACAUCUACUAUGAAGGGGGAUCAAGAACUACAAGUCAUUGUUCAGCAGGCAAAAGAACCAAUUCCAACAGAUCAGGACGAAAAAAGUUCUGUCAGUGGCAGCCAAACAAAAGUUUCUCACUCUACAUACAAACGGUGGCUGCGGAUGGCUGUCUAUACAUUCUUUGUCAUUUCAGGCCAAUCAGUUGCUACAAUUCUGGGCAGACUAUACUAUGACAAUGGAGGAAACAGCAAAUGGCUAGCAACAGUAGUUCAGGUUGUAGGCUUUCCUAUUCUACUUCCAUAUUAUCUCUUGUCAGUCAAAACACAUACAACAACUCAUAGAGAUGGCAAAAUAACCUCACUUAGGAACCGUGCAUUGGUUUACAUAGUGCUUGGACUUCUUGUAGUAGCAGCUUGCUACCUAUACUCCAUUGGACUGCUUUACCUACCUGUUUCUACCCUUUCCCUGAUCUGUGCAUCACAGUUAGCCUUCACCGCGUUCUUCUCUUAUUUACUCAACUCACAAAAACUUACUCCUAUCAUUUUGAAUUCUCUUUUCCUCCUCACUAUUUCUUCCACCCUACUUGCAUUUAAUAGUGAGGAAUCAAAUUCCAAAAAGGUUACAAAAGAAGAGUAUGUCAAAGGUUUCAUAUGCACCGUUGGUGCAUCUGCUGGUUUUGGUCUACUCUUAUCCCUACAACAGCUAGCCUUCCGUAAAGUUUUAAAGAAGCAAACUUUCUCAGAAGUUAUGGAUCUGAUAAUUUACAUGAGUCUAGUGGCCAGUUGUGUUAGUGUGGUGGGUCUUUUUGCUAGUAGCGAGUGGAAAACUUUGAGCAAUGAAAUGGAAAACUACAAACUUGGGAAGGUAUCCUAUGUCAUGAACCUAGUGUGGACAGCUGUUACCUGGCAGGUAUUCUCCAUUGGUGGCACAGGACUGAUCUUCGAGCUUUCCUCCCUAUUCUCAAAUGCAAUCAGCGCUUUGGGACUCCCCGUGGUUCCUAUCCUGGCUCUCAUCAUUUUCCAUGACAAAAUGAACGGGUUAAAGGUGAUUUCUAUGAUCCUAGCUAUUUGGGGUUUCGUAUCCUAUGUCUACCAACAAUAUCUUGAUGAAGAAAACUUGAAGAAAAGUCAUGGAAUCCCAACAACAGAAUCCCCUGACCCACCUGAAGCAGAAGGGUCAAGUGAGCAAUCAAAAUAAGCUGUUAUUUCAAAGAGAGUGUCACACAGUUUACAGACUAAAGCAAGCUGAUCGAGUAAACUUACUUUUCUUUAUUGGCCUGAAGGCAGCCUACAAUGAAGAAUAAACAUAAUAGAUUUGU